UUUUCUGCCUCCGAAGAUGAUGGCUCCAUUCACUGGCAGAGGCCCGGGAAGGAAGACAAUCAGCCUGACUUUGCCUUCUAUCAUCCCCGCGCUCCCUCGGCUGAGGUGGAGAUGACCUCCUAUGUGCUUCUCGCGAGGUUGACCAAACAGCCGGCCCCGGCCCAGGAGGAUCUGACGAAAGCCGCCCACACGGUCCAGUGGCUGAGCAAGCAACAGAAUCCCACGGGCGGGUUCUCUUCUACGCAGGAUACAGUGGUUGCCCUCCAGGCCCUCGCCCUGUACGGAGCCUUGACCUUCUCCAAGGAUAGCACCGGCACCGGAGUAGCCCUCGCUUCUGGAGAGAACGUCUUGAAGCAAUUCCAGGUGGACAGCACCAACCGCCUCCUCCUUCAGUGCCAGGCGCUGCCCAAAGUGCCCGGGGACUACGACAUCCAGGUGACCGGGGACGGCUGCGCCUAUUCCCAGACCAUCUUGAGAUACAACGUGCAGCCACACCAGGACGAUGCGCCUUUUGCCCUGGACGUCCACACCGUUCCAGAGACCUGCACAGGCCCCGAGGCCCACCAGACCUUUGACCUUGCUAUUAAUGUCAGUUACACAGGCAAGCGCCCUGUCUCCAACAUGGUGAUCAUUGAUGUCAAGAUGCUCUCGGGAUUCAUCCCAGUGAAACCGUCCGUGAAAACGCUGGAGCGUGCAAAUAAGGUGAAGAGGACCGAAGUGAGCACCAAUCACGUCCUGCUGUAUUUGGAAAAGGUGACCAAUGCCACCCAGAGUUUCUCCUUCAGGGUGGAGAGAGACAUCCCGGUCGAAGGCCUGAAGCCUGCCGUGGUGAAAGCGUACGAUUACUAUGAAACAGAUGAAUAUGCUGUGAUGGAUUACAACGCCCCCUGCAGUUCAGAUGAAAUUAAAAAUGGAAAUGCCUGAACAGCGGAAACACAGCCAUCUCCAUCCCAAGAAAUUGUUCCCAUCUCUUCCAUCUUCCAGACAAAGUGACAC
Pogona vitticeps (central bearded dragon) is the source of this 996-nucleotide messenger RNA. NCBI's taxonomy places the organism in Eukaryota, Metazoa, Chordata, Lepidosauria, Squamata, Agamidae. The record is from RefSeq and is a predicted model, not a curated record.